Molecule: messenger RNA, 755 nt
Organism: Anopheles merus
Lineage: Eukaryota; Metazoa; Arthropoda; Insecta; Diptera; Culicidae
Exons: 3
Coding region: 184-540 (118 amino acids)
Source: RefSeq, a predicted model, not a curated record
GCAGUUUGAAUGAAGACUCACAGCUCUCAAAUCAUCUAUUAUAAACGUUGUGACAUUUCAUUGCGGACUGACCGUUUGUGUUUGAUUAUGUUUGGCUCAGCUUCAGAUUGUUUGGAAAGUAAACCCUCAACAAUUCAAUAUCCAGAACUCGUUCCCAUUUCUGGGCGUUUGUAGUUUACUAAAAUGGAAUCAAACACUGUGGUGUCGGAUGAAAUUCGCGAGUUACAGGAUGCCGUCGUGACCUUACGGUUGACUAUUCCAUCGCUCUAUAAAAAACUUUUGCUAAAAGAAUGUGAAAUUGAAAAUCAGCUGAUUAAUGAUACCGAUGUGUGUGUGCCGAAACAGCCGGUCCAGGAAUUGAAUAAGAUAGAACGGAUACCGAAACAAAUAUUUCCCGCCCCAGAUGCAGCAGCUGGCGUUCAGGAGGUGCACAAUUUACUAAACAUAAUGCACAAGCUCUCCCUACGGAACAGUAAUGGUCGCCACCGGCUCGUCAACAAUUCUGCAGCUCGAGAACGGAGUGAAGCUCGGUGUAAAUAAUUUUCAGGCUUGGAAGGGCUGGUUUUAGUUGCUGUGGAAAUGACAAAAAAGGAUAUGAGUGUGGGAGAGAUAAGGAGAUCAAUAGAAGUGCUGCAUUUACCUGCAGAAGCGUUAUAACAGGCUUCUUCCGAAAUAAAUGCCCCUUUGUAAGUACUUGCAGCACGAAUAUUACUUUAAGCUAGAAAUAAAAAAAUAUAUUUGACUCGCGCUGCAUA